UUGGGUUUACUGAGCGGUUCGAGCGGCUCCGAUCUUUCUCCUCAGGUCUCUUGACUGUCUGUCUCAGCUGGGGAAAGACGCGUGGACCGUAACCGUGGCCCCGUCCAGACAGAGCGACUCAACAUGGCUAGCCUGUCUGGUGUGUGGCCGCGUCCCGGACUCCUCUGGCUCGCAGUCCUCCUGCAAGUCGUCUGCUUGUGUUUAGCCCAAGUUUCGAUAUGGGAACAAGGUGAGCUGGGCUCUCCGGGCCCGGCUGGGAUCCCUGGAGCAGACGGGAUAGAUGGGGAACCUGGGCUCAUUGGCCCCCCUGGACCACCAGGGCCUAAAGGGGAAAUGGGAGCCCCUGGACCAGAUGGACUGGAAGGUGACCCAGGAUAUGAUGGUUUGGAAGGUCCAAGGGGAGAGCUGGGUGUUCCUGGAAGGCCUGGCCCCAAGGGUCUGGUGGGCUUACCUGGACCUCCUGGGACACCGGGUGUCGGAAUCAUGGGACCACCUGGUCCUCUCGGCCCAGUGGGGCUUCCUGGAGAAAUUGGACGUCCAGGACCUAAAGGUGCAGUGGGACAGCUCGGACCAAUGGGAAAGCCAGGCCCUCCAGGUCUACAGGGACCUCUUGGUAAUCUCCAUGGUGCGGAAGGGAGCGCAGACCUUCUGUGCCCGGUUUCAUGUCCCCCUGGACAAAAAGGCCCACAAGGACUUCAUGGACUCAAGGGGCACAAAGGCAAAACAGGAUUGCUGGGUGACGCCGGAAUACAGGGACCUCCGGGUAUUAAAGGUGCACCUGGUAUCUCUGGAGAACAAGGCAUCCCUGGCCCACCAGGACCUCAGGGCCUUCGGGGAUACCCUGGUAUGAUGGGAGCAAAAGGUGAAGGGGGUGUUCGUGGAUACAAGGGGAUGGUUGGUCCCAUUGGCCUGAGCGGUCCUCCGGGUGAACAGGGGCCUGAGGGGCCGCUUGGUGACUUUGGCGACAAAGGAGAUCGGGGAGAUUGGGGGCAGCAAGGACGCCAAGGUCCCUCGGGACCCAAGGGAAAAAAUGGAUUGCCAGGCAUUGAUGGCAAGGAUGGCACCCCUGGGGUUCCUGGUAUGAAGGGAGCAAAUGGCCAAGCAGGGAUUCCAGGACCCCCUGGUCCUCAGGGCAAACCUGGUUUAUCAGGGCAGCCUGGUCAGAAGGGAGCCGCUGGAGCCAAGGGUGAAAGUGGUGUGCGAGGAAUGACGGGUUUGUCUGGUCCCCCAGGUAAAAUGGGUGAGCCUGGACCUCAAGGGGAGAUUGGCCCUCCAGGACCUGUGGGCCUGAGGGGUGACAGAGGAAUGCUUGGUGAAAGCGGUCCCCCAGGGCCCAGAGGCAAGGCUGGCACGAAAGGAGAGCGAGGUCCCCCAGGGAUACCGGGUCCUCAGGGGAUCCCUGGACCGAAAGGAUCUAAGGGAUUCCAAGGAAAAGUAGGGUCCAAAGGCAAUUACGGAGACCCCGGAGUGGAAGGCUUGGAUGGCGAUCCAGGUGAAAAGGGAGACGAGGGGGAGCCGGGAGUGAAAGGACAGCAAGGUAUCCUAGGGGAACCAGGAUAUCAAGGAGCGCCCGGUAACCCAGGUGAACCCGGAGCUCAGGGCCGGGCCGGACUGCCUGGGACCCGAGGCCCCCACGGAGUGCGAGGAAUUCCAGGAGCAACUGGGAAACAGGGACCCCCUGGGCGAAAUGCAGGAGAUCAACAUAUCAUUGAGGUGUGCCUGAAAAUGAUGCAAGAACAGUUAGCAGCAGCAGCAGUCAGUGCCAGGAGACAGGUAUUGGGUGGUGCAGGGAUGACAGGACCUCCCGGACCCCCUGGACCAGUAGGCUCUCCUGGUGAACAAGGGGACCACGGUAUUCCAGGACCUCAUGGCCUGCCUGGUCUGACAGGCCCUCAUGGACAGAUUGGAAAUACAGGACCAAAGGGCAAGCGAGGGGAGAAGGGUGAUCGAGGUGUGACGGGACGUGGACAUCCUGGCCUGCCAGGCCCACCUGGAAUUACAGGACCACCAGGAAUGCCAGGACGGAGUACAGACGGUAGACCUGGUGAAUUAGGUGUGCCAGGUAUGCCCGGACAACCUGGUCGCCCUGGUUUGCCUGGUCCCCCUGGUAUACCUGGAUACUGUGAAGCUGCUGCUUGCUUAGGAGCCUCGGCAUACCUGGCCUCAGGUGGAGGACCUGACUUCAAAGGGCCGUGAACUGUUACCUGACAACCAGCACGCGGCCAAACAACUGACCAGCAAGUGUCGUGUGCACAGCAGCGAGGAAGGAGUGAAAGAUAAAAUGGAGACAGCCAGGAAUCAACCCUAAAGGAAGGGGUUUCCUGAAGACUGAAAUGAUUUUAAAUAUUUGGUGCGUUUUAUAAAAAAGAAACACAAAGGAAAUGAAAAAUAAACACAAAAUACUACUUUACAGAUUAAAUGAAAGCUAAAUAGUUUUUAAAAAGUUUUGCAUUGGCAUGUUUAUUUGUCCAAAGAUUGAUGUACAUUGGUUCCUAAUUUCUUAUUUGGUUUAAUGAUUUUAAAAUGAAUAGGACAAACUAUUAGGGAAUGGUAUAGUGAUAUGAGUUUGCAUCAGUCCCCUGUGUAAAUCUAAUAAGUUUGUGUUUGUGUACAGAGUUCCAUUUCAUUGUAGCGACGGACUAAGUGUGUUAUCGAGAAGCCCAUCUCAUUACAUGCUCUGGACAAGUGUUGAGAUCAACUCCAUUGCUGAAAUUUUCCGACAGCACACCAGUCUCAUGUGGACCUCCUCAGAUUUAUUUCAAAGCCCCGUGUGGGUGAGGCUAGUUCAAGGUUUGUUGUGUGGUCUAUGCCAGCAUGAAUUCUGUGUGAGCAGCUCUGAAGGAAUUUAAAAAAAUAAACAAAUUGCAAGAAUUGUAAAUUCAGCAUGUAGAGCAAUGUCAGCGAGAGAGCUGGGAUGAAGGACUCAUCUCCGGUGAUGCCAUUGUCCUACAGGGUACAGUUGAGUGAUACAGUCUGAUGUUGCAUCCUCAUUCUCAGCUGAGAUUUCAUCCUUAUGCUCAGCUGAGAUUUCAUCCUCGUGCUCAGCUGAGAUUCCACCCUCAUUCUCAGCUGAGAUUCCAUCCUCGUGCUCAGCUGAGAUUCCAUCCUCGUGCUCAGCUGAGAUUUCAUUGAGAUGGGAGAGGGUUAGCACCACCAACCCACAGAAAACCAACAUCCCAAGCCUGAGUUUUGGUCCUCCCUAGAUGGACCACAACAAUGAGAUUUGGACCCUGCACAUUCCUAACCCCUACUGAACCAAAGACUCACUCUCUCACAGUCUGAGAAAGGGUAACCUGCCUGUUCAUUCUUUGCUCAGUCUGCUGAUCAUCCCUGGCAGUGUUGGGGGUUCACUUCUGGUUGGAGCUGAGCUGAACUGAGAUAUAAACAGAGCCACUCAGAGAGUGGGUACUGGAAAUCCCAUUGAGCAUUGUAGGAAAGAAUCCUAUUUCCUGUAGACUGUGUAUUGUACAAACUCUUCCCUCCAGCUCUUAGUGACCCAGAGAAGGUACCUGUGAAUGGCAGCAAACUAUGGUGAAUCUUCUUGCAAUUUCCUCACUGUAAAUACUGAGAUGUAGUUUACAGGAUUAACACAGAAGAUUAUGUUCCAUGAAACAAACAAGCAAAGAACAAGUUGAGGACCCAGUGGUAAUGUCUUUAAUCAGUGGGUUAUUUCAGCACAUAAUUCGGCACUUGGAAGCUUAAUAACAAAUAUUGUUGAAGCCCUGUGUAACAUGCCCAGAAAUAAAACCUACUGAUUAAUUUCAUUAACAUAAUUAAUUUAUUAUGUUUUAAAUCUUGUGCAACUGUAACGACCAUGUGUUUGUCUCUCGUUGUACUGGAGCACCAUCCAAUAAAACGGACAUUUUGUAAAAGACAAUGUUUUUCUGUCACCUGCAGAAGACCCCAUGCCUACACUGCACUUCAGCCUGGUGCUCAGGCCCCCGCUGGGCCUCUGUGCUCUGGCCUGGCUCACGAUCCUUUCAUUGGGACUUUGUACUUGGAUAGAGCGUUGCACCGUGCAUCUGACUUGUGCACUGGGACUGUGCUCUCUGACCUUUGCGAUUUGGCCUUGUGCUGGAUACUCACACUUGGACUUCGCCCACUCACUUUGCUUUCAACUUCUCUUUGGUUAUUUUGUUUUAAUUUUAUGCCUUUUACUGUCAAUAAAUGUGUACA
Messenger RNA from Mobula hypostoma (lesser devil ray), 4176 nucleotides. It is a transcript of the gene col9a2, whose product is annotated as procollagen, type IX, alpha 2. The transcript is spliced from 32 exons. Gene Ontology annotation, molecular function: extracellular matrix structural constituent conferring tensile strength. Gene Ontology annotation, biological process: extracellular matrix organization. The coding region runs from base 124 to 2196 and encodes 690 amino acids. The record is from RefSeq and is a predicted model, not a curated record. NCBI's taxonomy places the organism in Eukaryota, Metazoa, Chordata, Chondrichthyes, Myliobatiformes, Myliobatidae.